Sesamum indicum (sesame) is the source of this 1726-nucleotide messenger RNA. RefSeq names its product pyruvate dehydrogenase E1 component subunit alpha, mitochondrial. Gene Ontology annotation, molecular function: pyruvate dehydrogenase (acetyl-transferring) activity. Lineage: Eukaryota; Viridiplantae; Streptophyta; Magnoliopsida; Lamiales; Pedaliaceae. The record is from RefSeq and is a predicted model, not a curated record. Gene Ontology annotation, cellular component: intracellular membrane-bounded organelle. Gene Ontology annotation, biological process: pyruvate decarboxylation to acetyl-CoA.
AGUCUUUCGUAUCUCUUUGAAUUCAGAAAGUAUUUUUGUGAAAUUAAAUUAAUAUUAUUUUCCCUUUUUCAGUUCUUCUUCUUCUCACCUAACCUCCCCACCCCCCCCAUUCACUCUUCUGACACACUCACUGUCGGCGAGAACAUCGGCCUUUCCGAUCAAGACACUUGGCCCAAUCAAUGGCUCAGAUAAUUCACCGUUCCACCAACCUCCUCAAAACCGUCUCCGUCACCCGCCACCUCACCACCGCUUCCACGACGCCGAUUACUGUCGAGACCUCCCUCCCAUUCACCGGCCACAACAUUGAGCCCCCUUCCCGCUCUGUGGAAACCACGCCUCAACAACUCCUCUCCUUCUUCCGGGACAUGGUUCUGAUGCGCCGUAUGGAAAUCGCUGCCGAUUCACUAUAUAAGGCGAAACUAAUCCGCGGAUUCUGCCACCUCUACGACGGGCAAGAAGCUGUGGCUGUCGGAAUGGAAGCUGCAAUUACGAAAAAGGAUUGCAUAAUCACUGCGUAUCGCGAUCACUGUAUUUUCUUAGCGCGUGGAGGAACACUUAUGGAUGCGUUCGCCGAGCUUAUGGGAAGGAAGGACGGUUGUUCUAAAGGAAAGGGGGGUUCGAUGCAUUUUUAUAAGAAAGAGAGUGGGUUUUACGGCGGGCAUGGAAUUGUUGGGGCCCAGGUCCCCUUGGGGUGUGGAUUGGCUUUCGCGCAGAAGUACAGUAAGGAUGAGAAUGUUACCUUCUCAAUGUAUGGAGACGGUGCGGCGAAUCAGGGCCAGUUGUUCGAAGCGCUGAAUAUGGCCGCGCUUUGGGAUCUGCCUGCAAUUUUUGUUUGCGAGAAUAAUCACUACGGAAUGGGCACAGCAGAAUGGAGGGCAGCAAAGAGCCCAGCUUAUUACAAGAGAGGAGAUUAUGUUCCAGGGUUGAAAGUUGAUGGAAUGGAUGCUUUCGCGGUGAAACAAGCAUGCAAGUUUGCAAAGGAGCACGCCCUAAAGAAUGGACCUAUUAUCCUUGAAAUGGACACCUACAGGUAUCAUGGACACUCCAUGUCUGAUCCUGGAAGCACAUAUCGUACACGUGAUGAGAUUAGUGGUGUUAGACAGGAGCGUGAUCCAAUUGAAAGAAUCAGAAAGCUUAUACUAGCUCAUGAUCUAGCCACUGAAAAAGAAUUGAAGGACACUGAGAAAGAAAUGAGGAAAGAGGUGGAUGAAGUCACUGCAAAAGCUAAGGAGAGCCCCUUGCCCGAUCCUUCUGAGCUCUUUACUAAUGUAUACGUGAAGGGCUUUGGAGUUGAGGCUUUUGGAGCUGAUAGAAAAGAGUUGAGAGCCGUGCUUCCAUAAGUAAGACAAACGUCAAGAAACUUGGGUUUUGCGCUUGCACAGGGGGCUAACAGGCAAUAAAAACCAAGAGAGCGUGUGACAAUAAGAGUUGCUGCUUGGGAAGUUCAUAUUUUGGUGAAAGUGCUCUUUGUGGAUGUGAUUCUUUUACCAUAAAUUUUGACACGGUUAGCUAUUAUAUAGGCUGUGUCAUUGCAUCCACAUGUAUAGCCAGCCCCCUUUUGGGUUGGGAAUUGGGACGCUGCUAUUGGUUGCAAUGCUGCUUCUAUUAUUUCUCAAGAAAAAAGCUUCACCACAUUGGCAUUUAGGGUUGAUCUAUGUAAUUAUCAAAAGUUUGUUUCAGAGGUUUACCUAUCAUCUUAUUUUGAGAGGUCUGCAUAUUCGAUUCA